CGAACUUUAAACGUGGUGUCAACCCUGCAAGCCUACAAAAUAGCGCGAAGUAUUUGUCUGUACGGCGGAAAACAAGAGUAAAUUUUGGAUAACUAUGAGCGGCCGUAAGCACAGAGGCUCUGAAAAUAUGGAAAACCUGUGUCCUCUAACUAGAAAACGAUCGACGAGUAAGAACGCCGCCUCUGCCGUUGGAGGCCUUGUGUCCGCCACGAAAUCGUCUCACUACGAGCACCCGUCCUCGCCCUCGGCCCUAACGUUUGAAGCCCUGGAGGAAAUGGGCAUCGGAAUGCUGGACUCCGAGGAGAGCAGCUCCUCAGCCCUUUCGGCAAUUGCGCUGGCAGUCAGUGCGAGUGCCACAAGCGAUGACAACUCAAACGAGACAACUCCGUACGCCAGUGUAGCACGCAUGGCCCACCAGCAAGCGCAGUGCCUAAGCCUGGGCUCCUCUGCGGACACAACGCAGGAUAGUUCAGCUGUCGAAGAUGCACUUUCCCGCCAGUCGGCCGAAAAGUUGCAGACCCUGGCGCAAGCCAAGCGCUCAGCAUUGGGCUCCGAGGGCGGCAGCAAUUCGAACUCGCCCAGCAAACGCUUGCGCAACCCCCUGGCUGCAGUCACCUGCAACAACCAGAGUGAGGCGGCUGCUGCUCUUAAUUUUCAGCCCUCCACGAGUAGGCUGGCCCAAGUCCGUCAGGCAAAGAAGCCCUCAGCGUCACAAACCACAGCUCGAGCGCUUCCCACGGAUAACUUUUUUGUGUACCGCACACCUGUUAUGAGUGCGCACAUUAGCAGCGGAAUAAACUACUUCGACCGGCUGUCUGACGAAAUAGUGUUGGGCAUUUUUAAGUGGCUUCCAAAGAAGACGCUCCUGCGAAUGUCCACAGUUUGUCGUCGUUUUAACCGCUGCUCCCGAGAUGAGACCUUGUGGACAAGGCUGGAUCUGGGUCUACGCACUAUUAGGCCAGGCGCGCUCGAGCAAAUUGUGCGGCGGGGUGUCCUGGUAAUACGUCUAGCCCAGACAAGUAUACAGGAACCGGCUUUUACGCCAUCCUCAGCAGGCUUUCGGGCGCGAUUGCAAUAUCUCGACUUAAGCAUGGCCUCUAUUAGCCGAACCUCACUGCGCACUCUUUUAUCCCACUGCCGCCAGCUGAAAAAAAUAAGCCUGGAGAACACUGAGCUUGAUGAUAGCAUCUGCACGGAGAUCUCCAAAAAUAGAUCUUUAGAAGCCGUCAAUCUGACCAUGGCGAGCGGUCUAACAACAGAUAGUGUACGUCUGAUGAUGGAGUCUCUUACAAAUCUGAGCAGUCUAAACAUAUCCUGGACUGACCUAAGUGCAGAUGCUGUUACAGCGUUGGUUACCCACAUCUCCCCCAAUGUUAUCCGGUUAAAUAUUGCUGGCUGCCGCCGCGUACUGUUUGACUCUCACGUUGCCUCGCUACAGAAAAGAUGCCCACAGUUGUUGGAACUUGAUUUAUCGGACUGCAAUAGUCUUACCCCAGCAGCUAUUACAUCAAUUAUGAAGUUUAAGAUGCUGGAAUAUUUGUCGGUUUCUCGUUGUUAUCUUAUUCCUGCUACCAGAUUUAUCGAACUGAAGGGUAUGCCCUCUCUAACCUAUUUGGAUAUAUUUGGAAUGUUGUCGGACGCCGCCAUGGAGGUCCUCGAAAAGCAAAUGCCGAAAAUGGGCAUCAACAAGUUCAUCCACAGUUCGGUUUCCCGACCGACGGUGGGCACACGUCGUACCUCAAUUUGGGGGCUGCGUACACGCGACUAAAUCUGGGAUCUGCUGCUUUUAAUACCAUUCGAAUCUUUUUUGAUGCGUGAGCCAUACUCAACGCAGUUUUUAUUCUGAAUUCAACAACAUAAAUAAUCACAUUUUGCUGUCCCAA
Messenger RNA from Drosophila ficusphila, 1883 nucleotides. It is a transcript of the gene Skp2, whose product is annotated as S-phase kinase-associated protein 2. The record is from RefSeq and is a predicted model, not a curated record. Gene Ontology annotation, molecular function: protein binding. The transcript has 5 exons. NCBI's taxonomy places the organism in Eukaryota, Metazoa, Arthropoda, Insecta, Diptera, Drosophilidae. Gene Ontology annotation, cellular component: SCF ubiquitin ligase complex. Gene Ontology annotation, biological process: SCF-dependent proteasomal ubiquitin-dependent protein catabolic process. Bases 95 to 1768 code for a protein of 557 amino acids.